CGUUCAUGGAGUAUUGACCAGGGCUUACUCCUUGAGAGAGCUGUGUCCAACCAAGAAAUCACCAGCCCUAGAAGAGAUUCUGAAUGUCUUCCCACAAUGUUUAGUCUCUUGCAUCCAUUAGAUGAGCCUGCACCAAUAAUAUGCAAGACGGGUGGAAUGGGGAGUACGAAGAUUGGAUUAAUGACAGACUACACUCAGCAGGUCAUCUUCACAACCUCUGACCCCUCACUGGUUAUGACCUUUGACUCCAGUAUGGGAUUACACUCUGUAUGGCAGCUUCGGUAUGCAACAGCUGAGGAGAUUUGUGUGGCCUCCAAGAUACUGGACUUGAACACCACUAACCUGGGUCAAACCCCUCGCCACAGCUACAGCUCAGGCACACUAGCUGGACUAAGCGCUAGUGCUCAUUCACGUCUUAGUAUGUCCAGUAUGUCACCUUGUAUGUCGCCUUACAGGGGUCUUCCAAGUAGAACGGCUUCACCUCUUGUCUUUUCCCGUGGGCAGAGUCCAGCACUGUCAGUAAUGGCUGCCUUAAGCCGGACGCAAUCUCCAGCAACCAGCGCCCUCUAUAGUCCUGCAUCCAGUAUGAUGUCACCAGCAAGGUCAACAUGGUCCCCGGGUGGCAUAUCAAUGACUUCCUUGAAUAUGACCUCCAUGAAUAUGACCUGUGGAGAGGUCAAGGAGCCUUUGGCCCCUGACCUUUGUCUUGACCAUUGCUGGACGGAGCCUAUCGUCAGCCACAGGGAGGGAAUUCUGGGUAAAGCAACUAAAGCUUUCCUAACUACAGACCUCUGUGGACAGCGCUAUCUCUGCUAUUCUCUCCAGCACCGCCACCAACUUAAAUGCGUUAAGUUUGGAAGGAGCAACGACCAAUCACAGCUCAUUUUUGGUAGCUUAGCAACACUGAUGGUGAAAGAUGCAGUGCCUCUUGAUAGUUUAGACAUGAUGGUGGUGCUUGAUCUGAGUAAUAGCAUCGUUCUUUACUCUGGUCUUGUCAAGAUUGGCAAAGUUCACAUCUCCGGGAUUGUUCCGUCGUUAUCUUCAAGCUUGCCACGCCCCAGCACCCCUCUUGAUAGCCCCGCCCCUAUGACAUCAUCAAGGCCAUCCAGCAGUGCCCAGGUCAUCAUGGAUGAGGUUGUAAUGCUAUCUCCAGUUCCUGCUUUUCUUGGUGAUAUCAGAACUAAACUACAGGAGUCAACCUGUAGUGAUGAGUUUGCUUUUCAUGCUGGUGGCAGUAGCAAUAAUAGCACUAGCUCCAAACACAUCAUAGGAUUGAGAGACCCUGUGGCAAGCAGGUUUACAGUGGAGUUAACCGGAGGGUCCAUGCUUAGGAUGAGUAUUCCCCCAGUGACAUCAUCUCCAAUCGUUCAAUUGUGUCUAAAUGCUAUAAAGUAUGUGCUGCCACGAGAUACAGCCUUGCAGUUGGUCACCAGAUGGUACAAUACCCACAAUGCACCCGGUGGUCCCGGCAGCCAAUCAGAAUGGCUCGUCUUUUCAAAGUGCCUCCUCGGAUCGAUGGGUUAUAACGUUGAGAAGCUAGCCAUCUUCUCUCAGCAUGAGGUGGAUUCUCCUACCUCCCCAAAAGUGGCUGCCAAGAAACACAAGACAUCAGGAUUAGAUGAGGAUUGGGAAUCCCUUCUGAGUUCUGAGUACCACCGGCUAGCCUGUCCCACCAUUCUGGAGUCUAUAACUGGAGCACAACCCUAUGGAUCCACCAGCACCAGUGAGAUACACCAGGCUAAGGUUGAUACUGGUAGUCUGCUAUUCGCUCAUAUACCUGCUGUGGUGUUCGCUUUGCAUCUUGUGUACGAGGAGCUGAAACUCACAAGGUUUUACUUGGACAGUGCUCAAGAGUUGGUCGCAGUGUUGUACCAAGUUGCUAGUGAUUUGAAAUGGGUGUCCUACAUGGAUUACUAUUAUCGGUGCCACUCUGAUCUGAACACUAAUGCGAGACAGCCCAGCCAAAUGCAUCAAGAGCAUCUUGCCCAAAUGCAAUAUCCUAGCUACUGUACAAGCGAUCCUCCAAGCAUGUACCAGUGGCUUCAUGGAUCGCUCAAGGGUAUCCCUCAAGACCCUUAUCCAUACGUUGAUGACAUCUGUACCAAUUCUCACAAGAUCAUGAUGCUCUACUCUCUGUACCUCAGCCAAGAUGUCUGUAUGAUGAAAAAUCUCAAGAAGACAUUCAGAAGACUUUCAUCAGCAGGCCAACCCGUGAAGCAAUCGGACACAAACACCCAGCUGAGUGACUUCAUCAACGCCCAUCAGGAGCUGAGCGGAGCCCAGAGGACAGUGCUCUUCAUGACCCAGAUAGGGUUUACCCUUAAGGAUCUAGAGGCUCUCUCACUGGGCGUAGCUCUCCCACUCUGUGAGGCUAUCUAUCAGUGUAGGGAGAAACCACCAUCCUAUUGGCCGGAAGAAGCCUAUGUGCUGAUGAAACGUCAAGAUCUGUCCGCCCAGGCGAGGCUUCUGAAGGAGAAGAAAAGAAGAUUUGCGGAGGUUUUAGCCGACAAGGACUCUAAGCAGGAGGAGGACGGGAUGAGUCACUUGGAUCAGGAACUGUUACGUCUUCGUUUCCCGGAUGAUUUGAGAGUUCAAGAAGUCCGCCGUCUGUUUCAGUCGUCCAAGCCAGCGAGAAUCACACUGGUGCAAAAGCCUGAAGUCAGUGAUCAUGAGUUUAUUGAGGAGCAAGAGAUGAGGUUACUAAUGGUAUCCAUGAGAACGAUGGCCUUGUCAGUUGGGAGGGGCAUGUUUACUCUUCGCACCUCUCAUCCUGUCGUCACAGAAACCCUUCCAAUACCAAAGUUGAAUUUAUCAGGCCGUGCGCCACCGAGGAACAAUACCAUAUCGUUUCUUCACAUUGAUGUUCCGGCAAACAUGAACGCCUGGCCUUUAUUUCAUAAUGGAGUUGCAGCUGGACUCAAAAUAGCCCCUGGAUGCUCUCAGAUUGAUUCCACGUGGAUUGUGUAUAACCGUCCAGCUGGUGCAGAGUUAACCAAUGAACAUGCAGGCUUUCUAAUGGCUUUAGGACUCAAUGGACAUCUAUCCAGUCUGGCAACACUCAAGGUUCAUGACUACCUAUGUAGGGGACAUGAGAUGACAAGUGUUGGACUUCUACUCGGACUGGCAGCAGCAAAGCGUGGCACCAUGGAUGUUGCCACAACCAAGAUGCUUAGCAUCCACAUCAACGCCCUCCUUCCUCCGACAUCCACGGAGCUAGAUAUUCCUCAUCUUGUCCAAGUUGCAGCCAUCAUGGGUGUGGGCCUGGUGUAUCAGGGUACAGCCCACAGACACAUUGCUGAAGUCCUCUUGGGAGAAAUAGGGCGACCCCCAGGGCCUGAGCUUGAGCACUGCACUGACAGGGAAUCCUACUCCCUAGCUGCCGGUCUAUCCCUUGGAAUGGUCAUGCUUGGGCAUGGCAGUAAUGCAGUGGGGCUGUCUGAUCUGAAUAUGGCUGACCAACUCUAUCAUCUAAUGGCAGGCGGACACAAAAAUCAACCAACGGGCCGAAACAAAGAGAAGUUCAAAUCACCAUGUUACCAAAUCAAAGAAGGCGACCAGGUUAACAUUGAUGUCACCUCACCGGGCGCUACACUGGCUCUUGGUCUCAUGUUCUUCCAAACAGCAAACAAGGCUGUAUCGCAGUGUUUGACAGCACCUGACACUCAAAUCCUUCUGGAUUUUGUUAAACCGGAUUUUUUGCUUCUCAGGACGCUGAGUAAAGGUCUUGUGAUGUGGAAUGAGAUCGAACCGAACAGCGACUGGAUCCAGAAUAAUAUUCCUGAUAUUGUUAAGAGGUAUGCCUUCAAGAGAAACAUAGCUGCCAAGGAAGAUGUUGAUGCUGAUAUAGAUUUCCAAAAAAUGAGCCAAGCCGAGUGUAAUGUACUGGCAGGUGCUUGCAUGGCCAUGGGGUUACGAUUUGCUGGAUCUGCUAACAACAGUGCCUUCCAAUGUCUGCUUCACUAUGCUCAGAGAUUUGCAAGCUUGGCUUCACAGUCAAUUUCAGAAUUGGCUGGUAAAUCAACUAUUGACACAUGUCUGAAUGCAGUUCUUCUCUCUGUUGCUAUGGUAAUGGCAGGCACUGGCAACCUCGAGGUUCUCCGCUUUGCUCGUAAGCUUCACUUCUUCAUCGCUGGUGAUAUGAGCUACGGUAACCACAUGGCAUCCCAUAUGGCCAUUGGGUUGUUGUUUCUAGGAGGUGGUCGCUACACGCUUAGCACCAGUCCAGCAUCGAUUGCCGUUUUGAUCUGUAGUCUAUUCCCAAGGUUUCCAAUCAACGGCAAUGAUAACAGGUAUCACUUACAGGCGUUACGUCACCUCUACGUCUUAGCUGCCGAGCCUCGUGUUAUUAUACCUCGAGAUGUGGACUCAGGAAAGCCCUGUUAUGCUCCACUGGAGAUUGUCUACAAGGAAAGCCAAUGGUAUGGAGAGCGCACUGUUAAAAUGCUGGCACCAUGUAUCGUACCAGAGCUGAAACAUCUUAAGCAGAUUAGUGUAGUAGGGCCGCGGUACCUUACGGUAACACUGGACACCAUUAAAAAUCUGAGAACACUUGAAGAGAUCUUCAAAGCAGACGGUACUCUCUACGUUAAACAACGUGCUGGACAUCUGUCUUAUGCCGAGGACCCAAAGGGGUAUAAGAGUUUGUUGGCGCAGACGUUUACCCAUGAUGCAUCAUACCAGCAGUCCAUGGAUUCGGAGGUCAUCAGGUCAUUCACCUCUGACCUUGCUAUCCUGGGAUUUUCAAGGCAUUUCUGUCGGCACAUUUCAACUGGGAAUGAAGCAUUCCUUGAGACACUACUAGCAUCUUUAUUAUAUGAAUGCGUUACAAAGGAGAAACCAUGGAUACUACAGUCACUCAUUGAAGUACAUCAGGUCGUUGAUAGCCUGGUAUCCAGACCUGACACCCAUACGCUGUGGCAACUGAAGCUGCUACUUGCCUAUUACAACGACACCCAUACCAGGCUAGUGUCUGGUGGCAACGGUAGCGCUUACCCCAAAACACCUCUGGUAAACGCUGACCCAAAAACACCAUUGGUAAAUGCCGAACCAAAAACACCUUGGGUAAAUGCCGACCCCAAAACGCCAGUGGUAAACACCGAACCCAAAACGCCAGUGAUAAACUCUGACCCCAAAACGCCAGUGGUAAACUCCGACCCCAAAACACCGCUGGUAAAUGCAGAGAUGUGUGUGAAGAUCAAGAGUCAUCUGGAUCAUUUGUUUGAUUUGUGGUUUGCAGAGAACAAGAUGCCAUUGAUGAAUUACUUAUCUCAAGGAGUCAUCUCUGAGGACCAAGAAACCAGGAGGCAACUGGCUAAGUUUAUGGUGUACUAUGGCAUCCCUACCCCAAGUCAGCUUUCAGAGGUCCCCCUACAGGGGUGUGAUUCACUUCCAAGCCUCUACACUGCACUAAAAGGCUUCAAUCUCCCAGUAUCAGCGUUGAUGAAACUCCUAUCUGUCCUACAAGCUGCAAGGUGACACAUAUAUUCAUGACUUGUCCCUAUUGUAUAAAUAAACCAGACCAUGUCGCAACUGACAAAUUAAAAGAAAUUAAAGCUUGGUGUGUAUUCCCUGGGGUUACCGUUGCCCCAAGAGAAUAACGGUCGGUCUUUUCACACUGUGGUUAUAGGGUAAACAAAAUCCCAGGGCUUUCUCUGGGCUGCAUUCACCGGGGAUAAAAGGAUACAGUGUGAAAUGGUCUUAUGCAGCCCAGACAUUGUGGGAGCCGCCUAUCUCUAUUAAUCACAUACCUGAGACCACACUAUGCACUCGCAAAUCAUCUUGAAUUGGAAACAAAAGGUUCUGGGAUUAAGAAUUCAACAUCAAAAUCACUUAUUUCAAAAAACAAAAUUUCUAAGCCCACAUUUUUGUGGAGCUUCUUGAGUGAGAGUUUUGAAAAUAUCGUUGCCACGACGAAACCAUGCCUUGAGAAAGAAAAGACAACAAAGGUUGCCAUUGAUUGGCCAUGAUAUCGUUGCCACAACGAAACCCUGCCUUGAGAAAGAAAAGACAACAAAGGUUGCCAUUGAUUGGCCAUGAUAUCGUUGCCACGACGAAACCAUGCCUUGAGAAAGAAAAGACAACAAAGGUUGCCAUUGAUUGGCCAUGAUAUCGUUGCCACAACGAAACCAUGCCUUGAGAAAGAAAAGACAACAAAGGUUGCCAUUGAUUGGCCAUGAUAUGCGGGACUCACAGACUUGGCUCCCAUGUGCCAAAAACAAUAAUAAACAAUCGGCGAUAUUGUACAGCAACUUUGCUUUGACCUAAUAUUAAAUUUAAUUUAAAAAAAGGUUAAAUAUUGUACACAAAAACAGGUUAAUCGCUCAACUCUUCUCAGGUUCGUAUUUGUUGUGUGUAAAAACAUUUCUUCCCGUUAUGGAUGUAAUAGUUGCAUCAUAUAACGAAUAUCAAAACCCCAGUAUAUGAUAAGCAUUGUGUACUGUGUGAGAGUUCCUAUGGAGAAAAAAUCCAGCGUUUACUGGAAUAGGGUUCAAACCUCAACACUAAUGCUCUACAGCAGAGCUCUCUUGACAGUAGACCACUAUUCAUAUUUGUUGUGUGUACAAAAAUUUCUUCCAGUGAUGUAAUAGUUGCAACAUGUAACAAAUAUUAAAUUUGUUGGCUCUUCUCUCAAGACCCCAGUCUAUGAUUUAAGCAUUGUGCGAUUUCAGAGUUCCUUGAGAGAAAAAAUCCACCAUUUACUCAAGUAGGGUUCGAACCCCAACCCCGGCGCUCUAGAGCAGAGCUCUAAAAGGGUGUAUGUAACUUUUGUAGGACAAAAAACACAAUCUCCACAGAUUUACAUUAAACUUACACAGUUUGAA
This is a messenger RNA of Asterias rubens (European starfish), 6821 nucleotides long. RefSeq names its product anaphase-promoting complex subunit 1-like. Gene Ontology annotation, biological process: protein K11-linked ubiquitination; anaphase-promoting complex-dependent catabolic process; metaphase/anaphase transition of mitotic cell cycle. The transcript has 44 exons. Gene Ontology annotation, molecular function: molecular adaptor activity. The record is from RefSeq and is a predicted model, not a curated record. The coding region runs from base 97 to 5475 and encodes 1792 amino acids. Lineage: Eukaryota; Metazoa; Echinodermata; Asteroidea; Forcipulatida; Asteriidae. Gene Ontology annotation, cellular component: anaphase-promoting complex.